ACGUGACACAAAUACACCACUAGUGUUCAAAUAAAUGUUAUCUCUUGGCCUAGUUAUUGUUAGGUUCAUAAGUCUAAAUCGGAUCCCGAAUCAAAAGUCGAAUUGAUUUGUAAAAAGUGAUUGGCAUAAAACAUGGCCGUAUCAGAUUUAAAGAAAUACGUUCUUCCAACAUGGAUUUUAAAUUGGUUUUAUUUAACUGCAAUUGUGUGCACCUGGGAUGCAUCUUUUAUUUUAUGCCGACCUCAUAGUUUGCCGGGUGGUGCAUGGGAUGCAUUAUGGUAUUUAUAUAAAUAUUACAUAGUAGUAGACAGACGAUACAUGGACGAAGAGGACUCAUUUUCUAGAGGAAUAAGUUUAUUAAAUGUUGUAGAAGUGGUUCUUUCUGUAUUAGUUAUACUUUUGCAUUAUCAAAAGAGCCAGCACACACGUUUGAUGGCGUUCACGGUGUCAGUGAUGACGUUCUGGAAGACCGUACUGUAUUUUGUCAUGUUUACAGAAUACUGUGGAGCAGGACCACUUAGAGUACAAAAUACAAUAAUGCAAGAAAUAUUUAUAUACCUUAUUCCAAACGGUAUAUGGGUUGUCGUUCCUUUUCUGGUUAUGAUUCAAUUAUGGAGUCUUUUGGCAACAGACAAUAAACAGAGUUCAAAGUUUAAUUAAUUUCAUUGUAGAAAUUGGGUUUUAAUGACGUUAUGAUACUUUGUUGUACUUAAGUUGCCAGUAUGUGAUUAUUGUUUUAUAGAUAAAUGUUAUAUGAAUCAAUU
Mytilus trossulus (common blue mussel) is the source of this 764-nucleotide messenger RNA. RefSeq lists its product as uncharacterized. Bases 133 to 660 code for a protein of 175 amino acids. The record is from RefSeq and is a predicted model, not a curated record. Lineage: Eukaryota; Metazoa; Mollusca; Bivalvia; Mytilida; Mytilidae. The transcript is spliced from 4 exons.